AUGAAGGCAUAUAGUUUGGUUAAGCUAGCAGAGAAAUCAACUCGACUGCAAAGAGGACAAUGGCAGAAACUUGAGGCAAGAAACAAUAAGUCGGUGCUAUCUAACCCCACUCCUUGGUCUCAAGAUACAAGAAAUGGGACCCAAAAUCAAUUUUCCAAUCAGAGGGACCUUAGUUUUAAUGGGAAUUCAUCUGUCAAGGGGUCAAGAAGACUUACAAGAGCUGAGAUAGAUGAGAAGAGGGCAAAGGGACUUUGUUACUGGUGUGAUGAGAAAUUUAAUCUGGGUCAUAACUAUAAGAGGAGAAAACAACUAUUCAUCUUUGAGGUGGAUGAGGACUGGGAAGAAACAGACGUAGAAGAGUGCAGUGAAGGAAUGGCGGUAUUCGUAGCUAAUGGUAGCAAGGUAUAUGGUUCUUCUGUGAGUAAGGAAGUUGGUUGGAGAAUGCAAGGGAUGGAUUUCAUGUCUGAUAUCCCCGGUUGGUCCAACCACUUAUACCAUUUGGAGAUAACCUUCCAGAUAUUAGAGGUGCAUAAUCUGUUUGUGAAGCUGAGUAAAUGUUCUUUUGGAGAGAAAGAAGUGAAGUAUUUAGGCCAUAUCAUCAGUAGCGAUGGUGUCUCUGCCAAUCCAAAGAAACUAGAGGCUAUGGUUCAAUGGCCCUCUCCCAAGAGUAUGAAAGAACUUAGGGGUUUCCACGGUUUCGCAGAUUACUACAGAAGAUUUAUCCAAGGCUAUGGAGUUAUAGCUAGACCCUUGUACGAUUUACUAAAGAAGGGUUCCUUUCAAUGGUUUGAAGUAGCCGAAACUACAUUUUAUUCGCUGAAGAAGGUCAUGACCUCCCCACCGUUUUGGCUUUGCCCAACUUCUCUGAGGAAUUCAUCAUAG
This is a messenger RNA of Capsicum annuum, 882 nucleotides long. RefSeq lists its product as uncharacterized. The coding region runs from base 1 to 882 and encodes 293 amino acids. NCBI's taxonomy places the organism in Eukaryota, Viridiplantae, Streptophyta, Magnoliopsida, Solanales, Solanaceae. The transcript has 3 exons. The record is from RefSeq and is a predicted model, not a curated record.